Molecule: messenger RNA, 1547 nt
Organism: Erythranthe guttata (spotted monkey flower)
Lineage: Eukaryota; Viridiplantae; Streptophyta; Magnoliopsida; Lamiales; Phrymaceae
Biological process (GO): regulation of DNA-templated transcription
Molecular function (GO): double-stranded DNA binding
Source: RefSeq, a predicted model, not a curated record
AACAUGAAUUUUGAAAUGGGACCAAACUUGACCUACGAAAGAAACCUGAAACAGCGGCAGCAGCCAUUGAUACUCUUAGGGUUCUUCCGUCGGCUUCAAUUUUCCAGGCAAUUCAUGAAAAAACCCACUUGAUUUCACAUCUCCAUUUCCGAAUUUUUCGCCAAGAUGAUUUCACAUUUCGUACGCAAAAAUCUCGCCUGUUUUAUCCCGAAGCAAAUUUUCAACUGUGCCCAAAUCCAAUGUUUCUUCUCCUCUUCUUCUUCUUCGCCGGAAGAACAACCCGCCACCAGCCCUACAGUCUUCGAUUUCUUGCUUCACAAUCACAAUUUCUCACCCGAAGCAGCCGAACGAAUCGCCUCGAUUUACCCUCGUCUAAUAAACCCCGAAAAGGCAGAUUCAGUACUCUCAUUCCUCAAAGAAACCGGCUUUUCCCACACCCAGUUGGAGAAAAUCAUCAGGCACAGGCCUAGGUUUCUGUCGGCUAAGGCUGACGUCAGCAUCAAACCCAAAAUCAAGAUUUUCCAGGAUUUGGGUUUUUCGUCCGCCGACAUUUGCUCGAUUAUCUCGAACGAUCCCGCGAUUCUGCAUAUGAGCGUCGGCAAUAACAUCAAACCCUCACUCUCUGUUCUAAAGGACUUAUUAGGAUCCAAUUAUAAUGUGGCCCGGAUUUUGAAAUUAUCCGCGUGGUUCGUGACGUCGAAUUUAGAAACGACAAUGGUGCCGAAUUUCGAGUUCUUGAAGAGCGUAGGCAUACCUAGGGAUCGUAUAUUGCUCCUCCUUCAUAACUACCCGAGGACUUUCUUGCUCAAGCCGGAAACUAUAAGGAGAUCCGUGGACAAGGCGGAAGAAAUGGGGGUCGAUCGGAGUUCGAAAGUAUUCAUUUACGCCGUUCGGGCGCUUUCCUCGAUGAGCAACGAUGCGUGGGAAGUCAAGCUGCAAGGUUUUAGGGAUAUCGGGUUUUCGGAAAGUGACAUAUUGGAAAUAUUUAUGAAGGCACCGAGUUCUUUCGUUUCAUCCAUGGUCAAGAUCAAGAAGAUAACGGAGGUUAUACUUGGUACCGGGAAGUACACUCUGUCGUGUAUUGUUAAACAUCCGGUUUGCUUUUCGUGCAGUGUCGAGAAGAGGUAUAAGCCGAGGUUUCGGAUUUUGGGAAUUCUCGAGAGUAGAAAUCUGAUUGAGAAUUGGCCCAGUCUCGGAGAAGUUUACAUACUAACGGAUGAUAAGUUUUUCGAGAAAUUCGUUCGGCCGUAUUCUGAUGUAGUUGGCGAUGAUGAUGCGUACGUCAAGACGAGUUUGGUCAGGGGCAAAAGGGGGAUUAAGUACUAAUAAUCCUUUGUUAGUGUUAACUGAACGGAAGUAGGUACGUUGUUUAAUGCAAUGUGCAAGCAUUUAAAAAAAAACGAUUAUUGAUCGAUCAUGUAGUUUCAAAACAAUAGAUUAUACUUUAAUUUGUUGAACAGUUUAAUUCUAAUCAAUCUUGUUAAUCCCCGUCAAUAUUCCCGAUUAAGUCCUCGUUACAUUUAUGAUGAUUAUGAUGCUUUCAUGUA